Molecule: messenger RNA, 1675 nt
Organism: Bufo gargarizans (Asiatic toad)
Lineage: Eukaryota; Metazoa; Chordata; Amphibia; Anura; Bufonidae
Product: dnaJ homolog subfamily B member 6-like
Exons: 10
Coding region: 148-1131 (327 amino acids)
Biological process (GO): protein refolding; positive regulation of proteasomal ubiquitin-dependent protein catabolic process
Cellular component (GO): cytosol; endoplasmic reticulum membrane
Molecular function (GO): ATPase activator activity; Hsp70 protein binding
Source: RefSeq, a predicted model, not a curated record
CGGACGUGACGUUCUCCCAAGCCUCGCGUUAGUAACGCACACUUCCGGUCCUGGGUUGAUAACUGCGUCUGAAGCAGCGGAGACCGGCGAGCCGAGUGUGAGGCGAUAUCUACGGGCAGAGGUUCCCAGACUCGUUCCGUGUAAGUCAUGGUUGACUAUUACCAAGUGUUGGGAGUCCACAGGAAUUCCUCUCCAGACGAUCUUAAGAAAUCGUACCGAAGAUUAGCCCUUAAGUGGCAUCCUGAUAAAAAUCCAGAUAAUAAAGAAGAAGCGGAGAGGAAAUUUAAGGAACUUGCUGAGGCUUAUGAAGUCUUAUCAGAUGCCAAGAAAAGAGAUAUCUAUGACAAAUUUGGAAAGGAAGGAUUAACAAGCGGAGGUGGCGGUGGAAGCCAUUAUGACAAUCCAUUUGAGUUUGGCUUUACAUUUAGAAGCCCAGAUGAUGUCUUCAGAGACUUCUUUGGAGGAAGAGACCCAUUUUCCUUUGACUUUUUUGAAGACCCUUUUGAAGACUUCUUUGGUAACAGAAGAGGCCCCAGGGGAAACCGUAGGCCUCAAGGUCCUUUCUUCUCAGCUUUUGGUGGUUUUCCUAGUUUUAGUCCAGUUGGUCCAGGCUUUUCACCAUUCGAUUCAGGUUUUACUUCAUCCUUUGGUCCCCUGGGGCAUGGUGGUUUUACUUCCUUCUCCUCUUCAUCUUUCGGGGGUUCUGGAAUGGGCAACUUCAAAUCUGUAUCUACUUCAACCAAAAUGAUAAAUGGCAGGAAAAUUACGACUAAGAGGAUCCUUGAAAAUGGUCAGGAGCGCGUUGAAGUUGAAGAAGACGGCCAGUUAAAGUCCUUAACAAUAAAUGGUGUGGCAGAUGAACUGGGCCUUGCAGAAGAAUGCAGACGUCGGGGACAGAAUGCUUUGCCAUCAAGUAGCAGCAGUAAGCCUUCCAGAUCUCACAGACCUCCUGGCCUUUCCCGGCAUGGUCCCAGCUACAUUAGCGAUGAGGAGGAAGAAGAUAGACUGCGAGGCUCAAAUCUCUUAGGGGAUUCUCACAUUUAUUCAGGACACAAAGAAGGAAGCAAGAGGAAGAGGCAGAAGCACAGAGAGGAGCAAAAGAAAAUCAAGUCUUCCAAACCGUACCACUGAGGUGGACCCACAAGAUCUACCUACUGUACACCGAAGAGCACCACCGUUCUAUGGCCGCAAUAUUAACACCCAUCUUGUUUUUGUAUAUAUUUUUAUUUGAAGCUUUGUUACAUUAUUAGACUUGUUACCUUAUUAGACUCAAAUAAAAAAGAAAAUUAGUAGAGAUCGCUCCUCUGGUGGCCCGUCUGUCUGCACCCUGUGGAUUAGUUUCCCUCUGCUGCAUGUCUUAUGUGCUCAGCAAAUGUAAAUCCACGCUGCUCCGCUCAGGGAUUCGUCUUCACAGGAUGCUGGAUAGAUUGCAGCGCCCAUGAGUUUAGUCAAUGCUUUUGUUUAUUUCCCAGAAUUUAAGGGGUUUAAAUUAUAUUGUGGUUGCACUAGAAAUUUUUUGUUUAAUUUUUUUUUGUGUAUAAAGCAGUCGGUACAUAACAUGCCUAGUAGCAAGGGGUUCAGUUUGGCAGUAGUACAGGUUUGCAAAUGCUUGUUAAAAUAAAUAAAAACUGUACCCUGUCUUGGAAAUAAAUGUGCCACACUGGUUCAUGGGGAA